Molecule: messenger RNA, 1210 nt
Organism: Thunnus maccoyii (southern bluefin tuna)
Lineage: Eukaryota; Metazoa; Chordata; Actinopteri; Scombriformes; Scombridae
Gene: bcas2
Product: BCAS2 pre-mRNA processing factor
Exons: 7
Coding region: 124-801 (225 amino acids)
Biological process (GO): mRNA processing
Cellular component (GO): precatalytic spliceosome; Prp19 complex; catalytic step 2 spliceosome
Source: RefSeq, a predicted model, not a curated record
GUAGCGUGCAGUCUGCCUAAUCCAAAGAAGAAGAAGAAGAAAGCCUAGCACUGUUAGCCGCAGAAGUGUUUUAGCUGAAAGACACACAACAGAAUAAAACUCAACUAAAUAAAUUGAUUAAAAAUGGCCGGAACGGCUUCAGUAGCUGGUGAGGUGUUCGUCGAUGCUUUGCCAUAUUUUGACCAAGGUUACGAUGCAGCAGGUGUCAGAGAAGCGGCUGCAGCGUUGGUGGAGGAGGAGACCAGAAGAUACAGACCGACAAAGAACUACCUGAGCUACCUGCUUACACCUGACUUCUCUGCUUUUGAGACAGAAAUCAUGAGGAAUGAGUUUGAGCGGCUGGCGGCUCGGCAGCCCAUGGAUCUCCUGAGCAUGAAGAGAUAUGAGCUGCCGGCGCCUUCCGCAGGACAGAAGAAUGACAUCACAGCGUGGCAGGAGUGUGUGAACAACUCGAUGGCCCAGCUGGAGCACCAGGCGGUUCGUAUCGAGAACCUGGAGCUCAUGUCGCAGUAUGGAACCAACGCGUGGAAAGUCUACAACGAUAACUUGGCCUUCAUGAUUGAGAUGGCUCAAAAGGAACUUCAGAAAUUCAGGAAGCAAAUUCAAGAUUUAAACUGGCAGCGUAAGAACGAUCAGUUGGCAGGAGGAGCCAAACUGCGAGAGCUGGAGUCAAACUGGGUGUCUCUGGUCAGUAAGAACUAUGAGAUCGAGCGGGCCAUCGUCCAGCUGGAGAACGAAAUCACUCAGCUCAGACAACAGCAGGGGGACGAGAACAAGGAGAACAUCAGACAGGACUUCUAGAGCAGCAGCAGCUUUCAUCCUCCUCGCAGCACUGAACUACAGACUGAGGAUUCCUCAGUCAGACUGAUUUCAUCUUAUUUCAUAAGGCUGACUGGAAAAAAAAAACUAGACCGAACCCAUCUUUGUCCACUGAGAAGCAGCCUGUGUGGAGGAGAUCUAAUGUGAAACUACAUGUUCUCAACAUGCAUGAUCCAGACGGAGAUGCCCAGAAAUCUCAAUGACGACACACGUUACAGCUUAUUCUACUGUAGAAACAUUGGUGGAAUAUGGUUUAAUGCAGCAUUAUGAGUACUAUAAUGAAGUGUAUAUAGUUUGACAAGUCUAUUUCUGUGAGCCCCACCUCGACACACGUUCAUGUCAUUUUUUUAUGCCGUUUUAAUAAAAUGAACAUUUCUUAUAUUUCCUAGUA